ACGAUGACAGGCGCAGAAAUUUGGACAAGUAGCGACCUCUCACCAUUUUGAAUGGACCUGAGAGAACGGGUUGCUACUCCGUUGAUAAUUGCUCGACAAUAAUAACGAUUGAAAGACAGCGGCAAAAGGAAGAAAGAAAAAACACGAAAACAUAACCUUCAACGUCCGGGUUGUGGCGGCAGAUCGACGUUAUUUUAAUCAAAGCGAUUUAGCGAACUCCAUCAGCCAUUGUUUGCAGGCUCGAGUCGCGAGUAGAAUGGACGAGGAGAUGGAUGCUGUGAACGAGGAAGCUUCUCCGGGAGAAGUCUCGAACGAAGAAGAAAUGGUAAUGAGUGAAACGGAGGAGAAAGCCGACAAGGAAGCGGCGGAGACCGAGUCCGAGAACGAAGACGACGACGACGACGACGACAACGAUGAGGAUGUUAACGAAGCGGAGGUAAAAGCCCUGGAAGCUUCCUUGUCGACGAACCCGUACGACUAUUCCAGUCAUGUGGCCCUGAUUAACAAAUUGCACACAAUGGGCGAGCUCGAUCGUCUGCGAACCGCCAGGAACAACAUGAGCAACAUAUAUCCGCUGAGCCCCGAGCUCUGGCUCGCGUGGUUAAGUGACGAGAUCAAUUUAGCGACCACCGAUGAACAAAAGGCUGAAAUAGUUAGGUUAUGCGAGCGAGCUACCAAGGAUUAUGUAUCUGUGGAAGUGUGGUUGGAGUAUCUGCAGUUCAGCAUCGGAUACAUGAGUAAGGAUGAGGAAGGGGUAGAGAAAGUUCGCCAACUCUUUGAACAUGCACUGACUGUUGUUGGAACACAUGUUACAAAAGGAGCAAUAAUAUGGGAAGCAUAUCGGGAAUACGAAAAUAUGAUAUAUAUUUCUCUAUUGCCAUUGGAAGAUGAUACCGAUAAUACAAGAAAGAAGCCUCAGUUGGAACGCAUUGUCAGUCUAUUCAAACGUCAAUUAUCUAAUCCUCUUUUAGAUAUGGAUAAAACAUAUGAGGAAUAUCAAUCAUGGUGUGCAAAAUAUGGUACAGAAAUAGAAAUUGAUGAGAAGUCCAUUUCAACAUGCUAUAAACAAGGCUUUGCAAAAUUAAAGUCAUUUCUUCCCUAUGAAGAGAAGCUUAUCUCUGCGCAUGGUCAAAGUGAACUGCUUGACGCUUACAAAGGAUAUUUACUGUACAUAAAACAGAAUGAUCCAGAUCUUGUUACAAUUUUGUAUGAAAGAGCAAUAACCGAUCUGAGCCUAGAGACAUCAAUUUGGUUGGAUUAUAUCACUUAUCUAGAAAAUGAAUCACGACUUGAGCGUGUAUUGAAUCCAAUUUAUCAAAGAGCAUCAAAGAACAUUCCUUGGUGCUCAACAGUUUGGCAAAAGUGGAUAAGAUCGUAUGAGUGCUGGGACAAACACAUAUCGGAAAUACAAAAAAUAUUGGAGAAUGCUUUGUCCGUUGGUUUUUCAACGGCGGAAGAUUAUCGCAAUCUGUGGAUUAUAUAUCUCGAGUGUUUGCUGCGUAAACUCGAGCAGUAUCCCGAUGAAGAGAUCGAGAAACAUUUAGAUGUUAUUCGUAAAACGUUUAACAGAGCGUGUGAGCAGCUGGCAAAAUAUUUUGGUCUGGAAGGCGAUCCCAAUUGCGUUAUCUUGCAAUAUUGGGCGAGAUUUGAAACGAUACACGCAGAUAAUAUGGAACAAACUAGAAGAUUAUGGGCUGAUAUUCUUUCACAGGGGCAUUCUGCAACAGCUUCUUACUGGAUGGAAUAUAUAGUGUUAGAAAAAUCUUAUGGAGAUUCAAAGCAUCUAAGAAAACUGUACCAGAAAGCAUUGAAUGCCACACAAGAUUGGCCAGAAAGUAUAGCGAAUUCGUGGAUCGAUUUUGAGCGUGAUAAGGGAACUUUGGAGCAGAUGGAGUUCUGUGAAGCAAAAACAAAGGAGAAGCUUGAUAAAGUUAUGAUAGAAAGGCAAAAAACACAACAAACUAUUUCUCAGAGUGAGUCAUCCAUGCAAAUUAAGAAAGCAAAUAAGAGAAAAGUGGAUGAUGGCAGGUGGAAAAAUUUAGGAGGUUCCCCAUCGAAAAUCGUCAAAAAUGACGAACGAACGAAACCAAAAUUACGACCAAGUAUCUUGAAUAUUGACAGUAAAACGACAAAUGAUCAGGAGAAGUCGAAAUCAGAAGUUGUACCACCGCCUGGUUAUAAAGCGACCGAGGAUAAAGAUAAGGAUAAUAAAGAUAGCCAGCACGAGGUAGAUGAUAAUAUUACAGUUUUUGUGAGUAAUUUAGAUUACACGACGACCGAAGACGACGUAAGAGAUGUUCUAAAACCUGUUGGACCGAUAACGUUAUUCAGAAUGAUUACGGAUUAUAAGGGACGCAGCAAAGGAUUUUGCUAUGUACAAUUGAGUAGUGUAGAAGCUGUGAAAGAAGCGCUAAAGUUAGAUAGAACGCCUAUAAAAGGACGUCCUAUGUAUGUUUCAAAAUGCGAUUCUAACAAGAGUACUAGAGGUCCAGUAUUUAAAUACAAGUGUACACUUGAAAAGAACAAACUCUUCGUUAAAGGACUUCCACUUACGACAACAAAAGAAGAAUUAGAAGAGAUAUUUAAAAUUCAUGGGGAUCUGAAGGAAGUUCGCCUAGUUACUUACCGUAAUGGUCACUCGAAGGGCUUGGCUUACGUUGAGUAUCACGACGAAGCUACCGCUGCGAAAGCCCUUUUGAACACAGAUGGGAUGAAGAUUGAGGACAAAGUGAUUAGCGUUGCGAUAAGUCAACCGCCCGAUCGUAAGAAAACCCAAAUGGAAGAAAAUGGAGGACAGACGAAGUCACUAGGCGGAACGUCGACGAGUCGUACGGCAUUUGGCGUGCCUAAGACUUUAUUGUCUAUGGUUCCCCGUAAUGUUAAAACGAGUAGCAGUAAUGGUAGUGCAGCUCCGGAUAAAAAUACACAGAUGAGUAAUCAGGAUUUCAGGAAUAUGUUUCUCAAUAAAAAAUAACUUGCUGCAUUAUAUGAUCAUGUCUUCUCGGUCUAUUGAUAUCACAUUAAUUUCGAAACUUAUAUCAGCUACGCAUAUAAAAUAUUAAAAAACUUACAUGUUAGUAAUACUGUUACAGUGAAUGGAUCUGCCAUUGAAAAUUCAUCUGGCAAAAGUGCGUUAUAUAUUACGAUAUACAUGUGCCGUUAAAAUAUUAAAUGUGCAGUAACUACAAAAUUUUGUACGUUAAAAACUUUAACGUAUAAAUUGUAAUGUUAUUAAUUAUGUAUACUUAUAUAUUUCGGUGCUUUACUUUAAAAAAUUUUUUUUUCUACACGUGUGUAAAUGUACAUUAUUUUUUUCUAAAAGAUUUUAGAUUCUAAGAGAUGCCACAAUCUGUAAAGAUAGGCAAUUACUAAUUCAGUAUUAAUCAAUCUAAACUGUUGAUACAAAUCAAUCUUUGCGUUUCAUGUUAAGAUAUAUGAAGGAAAAAAUAUAUCACAAGAUAAGCGAUUAUAUAAAAUAAA
Molecule: messenger RNA, 3480 nt
Organism: Solenopsis invicta (red fire ant)
Lineage: Eukaryota; Metazoa; Arthropoda; Insecta; Hymenoptera; Formicidae
Product: squamous cell carcinoma antigen recognized by T-cells 3
Exons: 6
Coding region: 257-2974 (905 amino acids)
Biological process (GO): RNA processing
Molecular function (GO): RNA binding; protein binding
Source: RefSeq, a predicted model, not a curated record